UACAAAUUGCCUUGUGGAUAAAAUUGCCUAGUGGAUACCUAUUUGAACAUAAUCCUAUAGCACAUCUCUGUACUUAUUGCAACAUGAGGGAGCUAGGAAUAUUUCUACUGUUGGUGUUUGUCCACCAGGCGUGCUGUCAUCUGUGCCUCAUGUCGCCUAGGCAACGGGGAGACAUGGAUAUCUCCAAGUCUGGCAGCCCAACAUGUACAAGGCACAAGUUACCAUGCGGAGGCCAGCCUAUAGAGACACCAAAAGUGAUGUACGCUCCGGGACAAACUGUUUUCUUCCAAUGGCAGCAAAACUAUAAUCAUUAUGAGCCCGGUUUCCCUGGUUACAUGGACAUAGGAAUAGCCCCUAAUGAGAACAGUACAGAGUUUACAACGCUGACAGUGGUCACAGACAAGUACGUCCAUUCUCAGGAUUACCAGGAAAACUAUACAGCUAUCAUUAAUAUCCCAGACAUGGAAUGUGAGCACUGUGUGAUCCGAGCCCGCUACAAUGCCCACAAACCUGGGGAGACACCAUUCCUUCAGUGUGCCGAUAUCCAAAUUUCCAAAAUGGCCAAAAACACGAAAACUUUAAAACUCUCCAGAAGCCGAUAUGACCAAAGAAAACUGCUACCACUCAAGAGGGCGCUCAAGUUGAAAAAGUUUUACGAUUCAAAGUACAAAACUGAAAAAGAAUCAUCUGGAACUACAUUGUACGGGUUUGCUUACAACCCGUUUGAGCCCCAUAGAAGCCACUACGUUUCUGUUGACACGGUGUCAGGGAAACUUGAAAUGCUCCAGAGUUACGCCUUUGGCCUUGACGAUCCUUCGGGCGGAAGAGACGCAAAAUUCAUUGCUGAUGAGGUCAUUGCGAUCAACAACUGGCGUAACACGUCCACUGUUCUUAUGCACCCCACUGGGACUAGAGAAAUUGCAGCAAGCGUUCCUUACACCAUUGGGUCUCUGAAUGGGAGUCUUGUUGAGUAUGGUGGUUUAUUUGAUUUUGACGGAAAUGCAGUCAACGGCCUGUCAUGGUACACCGACGGCUCAUCCGCUGCCUUCCGGAUACUUCCAUCAGAUAAGGAGGGAUCAUUCAUCUUGGAGGCUGGUAUCCUCUCAAGCUCCAACUAUCAGAAGCGAGCGUCCGUCCCAGAGGGCCUGUAUGUUAACUACCAGUGGCUGGAGACAAACAUGGAUGACUACAAGAAAGUCCAUGCCCUACUCGGCAACGAGAACGCGGCAGAUGAGCUCAAUGCUAGGAUUUACAACUUUGACCUUUUUAAGGGGGACUACUUAGGCUAUGUGGAACUAGAUGUGAGCAGCUAUACGUUCAUGUCCAUGCACUCCUACCCCGGGGCCGGAAAGAUGCUGUAUGCUUUCUCCCCAGGGCUUUGGUUUGAUGAAAACUGGGCGUGGUCUCUGGUUGCCAUAGAAAGCGACUCUGGGAAAGUUACGAAAGCUUGUGAUAUAGCACCAAAAGGAAUAUUUCAGCGUUUUUAUGGUGGUUCAAUUUUCCAAGGGGACAAAAAUCCUGACAGGUUCCUCUACCACGUCUUACGGGUGAUGGACAGCGAGGCGGACUUUGUUGUUGCUGUUAAUCCCAAAACGUGUGAGGUCCGGUUUUCUGAGGUUACAAACCUACGUCAUCUUCACUCGUUACAGCGACCUGUCCCGGCCGCAUGAGAAAGAAGAACAUUUGUUGAUGUUUCUUAUUGUGUUUGAAGUUUAGUAGUCAAAAGAUUUUGUAUUUUCUUAUCUGUGUGUUUUCUUUGAAAUAAUGUGGUUCAGUUGUUAUACAACUCCUAUAAUAUUGCUUUCGCUUCAAUAAAGAUUUGUAAUAAGAAGCUGUUGUACAAGUUCUCUUAAAAUAAA
Molecule: messenger RNA, 1859 nt
Organism: Mya arenaria
Lineage: Eukaryota; Metazoa; Mollusca; Bivalvia; Myida; Myidae
Exons: 8
Coding region: 84-1670 (528 amino acids)
Source: RefSeq, a predicted model, not a curated record